Diaporthe amygdali is the source of this 1026-nucleotide messenger RNA. Its product is annotated as ldehyde reductase. The transcript has a single exon. Lineage: Eukaryota; Fungi; Ascomycota; Sordariomycetes; Diaporthales; Diaporthaceae. Gene Ontology annotation, cellular component: cytosol. Bases 1 to 1026 code for a protein of 341 amino acids. Gene Ontology annotation, molecular function: oxidoreductase activity. The record is from RefSeq and is a predicted model, not a curated record.
AUGGCUGGUAUAAAAAUCAUACUUGGCGGUGGAAUCUUUUGGUCCAAAGACCAUUGGAGCUCUGACAAGCUGGAAACAUUCCUUGAUUCAUUUGCCACUGCGGGUGUCAGAGGCAUUGAUGUUGCGCAGAUUUACGGGGAGAGUGAGGAGGUCCUAGGCGAGGCUUACACAAAAAACAAGUUUGAAAUUGCCACUAAGGUGCCAGGAGUCACAGUGCCGGGUUCGUUCCAGGCAGAACAGGUGGUUCUGCGAACCCAAGAAUCUCUGCGGAAGCUCAAGGUCGAGCAAGUGGACAUCCUCUAUCUUCACACCCCAGACCCUUCCAUACCCAUCGAAGAAACUCUGCAAGGCAUCCAGAGGCUGUUCACUGCGGGCGCAUUUCGGCGCUUUGGGAUAUCCAACUACGCCGCUAAAGACGUGCGCGAGAUCUAUGAACACCAGAAAUCCAAGGGCUGGGUCCUGCCCAGUGUGUACCAAGGAAAUUACAACCCAAUCACACGUCACUACGAGACAGACCUACUCCCACUUUUGCGCGAUCUAGGCAUAUCAUUUUACGCCUACAGCCCAACAGCAGGAGGUUUUCUAGCCAAAAGCAAGCAGCAGGUCGUGAAUGGAGUUGGCCGCUUCGGCAAAGACGGUGGGACGGAGGGCGCUUAUUACAAUGAGCUCUACAAUAAGCCGGCUUUGCUUGAAAUUCUGUCUACCUGGGCCGACAUCGCUAAGGAUGCCGGCACUGUACCUUACCAUCUCGCCACUCGCUGGGUCUCUUACAACUCUGUCCUCCAGCCAGAGCGUGGCGAUGCCCUAAUUAUAGGCGUGCAUGACGCAGAGCAGCUCAGUGAGAACCUCGCCGGCCUAAAACAGGGCCCUCUUUCACCGCGCAUUGCUGAACGCGUGGACGCCAUUUGGGAGAGCGCACGUCGUGAGUCGACAGUCGUUGACGGGAACUUCAUCAUGAACAUGAUCAAGAAGAAUCUUCCACAAGGCUCUGUGCGUUCAGACCAUUUGAGCACACCAACACCCUAA